Messenger RNA from Myzus persicae (green peach aphid), 1614 nucleotides. RefSeq lists its product as uncharacterized. NCBI's taxonomy places the organism in Eukaryota, Metazoa, Arthropoda, Insecta, Hemiptera, Aphididae. Bases 232 to 1614 code for a protein of 460 amino acids. The transcript has 5 exons. The record is from RefSeq and is a predicted model, not a curated record.
GGCUGGUUCCAAACAAAGCGAUUUCUGUAUGAGAAUUAUGCAUAGUUUUAAAGUUUUCCCAGAUAAAUAGCAUUAAUAAAGUUAAGUUACCCUAAACAAGUUACGGUGUACAGUAUUUGUGUUCUUUACUAUUAUUUAACUUUUUUUUUUUAUAAAAAUCUUGAAUAUUGAUUUAUUUUGACCAUUGUUAAAUUACGUAACUACUUAACGUUUGACUGCAGGUAGUUCAUUAUGGUCAAUUGUUUUGUACCAAAUUGCAACCAUUACAGCGAAACAAAAGUAUGUAAAUUUUAUAGAUUUCCUGCAAAUAAAUUGUUGAAAUUAAAAUGGACACAAAAUAUAAGGAGGUCUGACAGAUGUCCAAGUGUGAACUCCCGAAUAUGUAGCUGUCAUUUUAUUGAUGGAUUAAAAGAAAAUAAUCCAACAAUAUUCAGUUGGAACAAAGAAAAAAAAUUUUUGUUUGUUUCCCCAGAGAAAAAAAAUAAAAGGAAACCAAAACCUACCUCAAAAACAGUAGUUGCCAAUGAAGAAGAAUUACCUGAUGAAAUUGAAGAAAAUUCUUCAGAAGUAGUAUCUCAAUCAGAUAUUGAUAUUGAGUCACAGAUAAACUUAUAUGAAUCUACCAAGCACAAUGAAGAGAAUUCAGUUUUAAAUUUAAAUGUUAAGUCGGUUGGAUCCAUUAUUAAUGAAUCAGAAAAUGCCCUUUUAAAGAUUGAAAUUGAGAGGCUAAAUUCUACAAUAAACAGUCUAAAAAAACAACCAUUCUCGUUUGAAUUUAUAGAGGACAAUGAUGAAGCGAUAACUUACUAUACUAGAAUGCCUAAUAAGACUGUGAUUUGUUUAUUAUUUGAUAUUUUUAAAAAUGUUUCGAUAAAUUAUUUCUUAGGGUGGAACGUGGAAAGAAUCAGUAGAACAGAUCAAAUUUUUAUGACACUUAUGAAAUUACGCCAUAACUUUGAUUUCACAGAUUUAGGAGUUAGAUUUGGGUGUAGUCGUACAACUGUUACAAAUAUAGUAUUGACUUGGAUUCACGCAUUUCAUACUAUAAUAUUUAAGACUUUCAUGAAUUCUAUUCCGAGUCAACAAAAGAAUAAAGCAUGUUUACCCAGUGUUUUCAAUAAUUUUAUGAACUGUCGUAUGAUUUUGGACUGUACAGAAAUUUAUACAGCAAUACCAAGUAAAAUGGAACUACAAAAACUAACCUAUAGUAAUUAUAAACACCGAAAUACAUUAAAAGGUCUAGUAGGAAUUGCACCAAACGGGGUUUUGACUUUUUGUAGUUUGCUAUACCCCGGAUCGACAUCUGAUAAAGAAAUAGUUAAACAUUCUGGAGUUAUAGAUGUGUUUAAAAGUGGUGAUCUUAUAUUAGCUGAUAAAGGAUUUCUUAUAAGUGACUUAUUGCCUGAAGGAGUAUCAUUAAAUAUACCUCCAUUUUUGGGUGCACCUCAAUUUACACCAAAUCAAGUGAUGAAAACAUUGACUAUAGCUAGAGCUAGAGUUCAUGUUGAACGUGCUAUAAAUCGUAUAAAGGGAUAUUCUAUCUUAGAAUUUAUCCCUCCAAAAUUAUUACCAUAUUCUUCAAUAAUAUUUCAAAUAACAGUAGACAAUUCUUAG